Molecule: messenger RNA, 868 nt
Organism: Zea mays
Lineage: Eukaryota; Viridiplantae; Streptophyta; Magnoliopsida; Poales; Poaceae
Source: RefSeq, a predicted model, not a curated record
AUGGAGAGGCGAAUUCAUACUAGGCCGGAAAACCAUAAAAAGAGGAAUUGAAUUAUUCUAUCCUUGUGGAAGGUAAAUCAAACAAUGCAAUCGAGGCAUCCAUCUUUGCUAGUAUCUCCUGUUGGUGAAGCAAAAAAAAGCCAAAUUUCUACUCCCCCGUAGCAUAUAUAUAUAAGACAAAGCCAGCACCACACAAGCAGGCAGGAAGGGAAGCCCUCGCUCUCGCUCACCCCUGUCUGGCGUCUGCUUAUCCCUGGAGCAGACCGGAGUAAGGCCAGCCAACCAAAUUGUCUAUCUACUGAAGGAAGGAGAAAAAAAAAGAGCUGCAGCUUUACCGAUUCCCAUGGGUUCCAAGCCGGGUGAGGCGCCAACCUGGGCGGACCAGUGGGCCUCUGGCGAGGGCGACGGGAGCAUCGCGAACGGCAAGGCGGCCGGUAAGAGGACGGUGGCCGGCAACGUGAAGGCGGCGGCGUCGGAGGGACUCGUCAAGGCCAAGGCGGCGGCGCUGGUCGGAGCGCACAAGCUCAAGACCGGGACGAGCUCGGGCAUCAAGUGGGUCAGGGAGCAGUACCAGAAGAAGAGGACGUCGUCCAAGUGAGCUGCAAUGUGUCAAUUGUGAUGGAGGAGCACUGCUACUCUCUGUUCUGAUCUUUCUUAGUGAAGCCCAUUAGAGGAACAGGUUUUUCUCUUGGGUGGAGACUCUUCUUGGACGCUUUGGUUCCUUUGGAUGGUGAGCUUGUAAGCCGCUGGCCUUUUUUUUCAUUAUUAUGCCAGACUAGUAUGAUUUUUGCAUAGUUUUAUGCUCUGUCAACAGCUAACAGGUAUUAGGAGAAAAUUUAAGGGCCCCUUUGGUAGGGCUUAUUUUUCA